CCUAAAUAAAAUUUUAACACCUAAAAAACUUGGAGGUUUCGGAAUUAUAGUUUUAUCUUUUCUUGUUUGCCCUGUAUUUCAAAAGAAUGAUUUUGCUGAACGUUCUUUUAGCACUAGACGCAUACGAUACAUUUGUGCAUCAUGUUUUGCAUCAGAAGGUGGUCAUAUAUAUAUACGGCAAGGAAGGGGCGCUAUUUCUCCAUAUGAUUGCACUGAUCAGCAUCACGAUGAUUCUGCGAAAUCACUUCAAUUUUUGGCCAGGUGGAUAAAUGAUAUCUCAGAUUCAGUUGAAAGAGAUAUUCAGCAUCUCCUCCUUUAUGAGAUUUUUAAAGGGAUUGUGACAUUUUUUGAAAAGGCGAAAUUUAUUAAAAAUUUAAAAAAAAAAGACAUUAGUGAUGAAGAACAUGGUGACGAUAAAAUUAGAGAAAAUCAAGACAAACAAGAAAAGAUAAAACUAUAA
Messenger RNA from Racocetra persica, 460 nucleotides. Lineage: Eukaryota; Fungi; Glomeromycota; Glomeromycetes; Diversisporales; Gigasporaceae. The record is from the annotation of a GenBank genome assembly.